Molecule: messenger RNA, 484 nt
Organism: Gossypium arboreum
Lineage: Eukaryota; Viridiplantae; Streptophyta; Magnoliopsida; Malvales; Malvaceae
Exons: 3
Coding region: 72-359 (95 amino acids)
Source: RefSeq, a predicted model, not a curated record
CUAUAUCUUAUAUUCUUCUACCCCUCCCCCACCCCCCUAAGAAUUGCUACAAUCAUAUUGCACUUGUAAUCAUGGGGGAUUCUUCUAGUUCCUACAUACACAUGGUGCAGCACUUGAUAGAAAAAUGUUUGAUCUUCAACAUGACAAAAGAAGAGUGCAUGGAAGCACUUUCAAAGCAUGCAAAUAUUAAACCUGUCAUCACCUCUACUGUUUGGAAUGAACUUGAAAAGGAAAACAAGGAAUUCUUUGAAGCCUAUGCACAAUCUCAAAGCAAACAAGACCGAAUGUCCGAGGAAGAGACGAGUCGAAUGAUCCAGAAGAUGAUCUCGGAUUCCUCUAGUAAAGACCCGGACGAAUGAUAUCUGUCUGAUUUGAGAUUUAAAUAACGGUUACAGUAUAAAGUUACAUUCAUCAUUUCUCAAUUCCAACUUCUUUGUCAUUGCUAUUCAACAUAAUUGAUUUCAAUAACAUCUAUUAUACAUAA